This is a messenger RNA of Yamadazyma tenuis ATCC 10573, 1020 nucleotides long. RefSeq lists its product as uncharacterized. NCBI's taxonomy places the organism in Eukaryota, Fungi, Ascomycota, Pichiomycetes, Serinales, Debaryomycetaceae. The record is from RefSeq and is a predicted model, not a curated record.
AUGACGUUGAAGGACAAUAUGGAGACCUUUUAUCGUAAACGAUGGAUGUCGGGAGUUCAAUCAGCAAAUAAUAUUUCUGAGCUUAAUAAUAAGAUAGAAGAUGACUUAGAUUUAAGUGAGAGUCAUCAACAAUCCUGCCUUACCGAGCAACUCUCAAGCAGCGACUACUACGAAGGUAUUGAAGAUGAUACUGAUUCCAGCUCCAGAAGAAGCAAUAUAUUCGAAAGUGAUACUGAUGCCAACGAGGACCAAAUAUCAAAUGACAGUGUGGAGAUGAGACCAGUUAUGAAAUUCAACGAACCAGAUCUAUUGAUAGAAAAGCUUCAAAAGGACGUUGUCAAGCAGGUGAGAAGUGCUAUGAAAGUUCCCGAAGGCAAUGAGCAUAUUCUUAACUGUUCAGUUAAUGCUAUAUUGACGGAUCCACAAUUUAGGAGUGUCAAUUUUGCAGACCCAGAGGGGUUGAAAAAAGGAGAUGAAGCGGCCUUUAAUAUGAUUUUGUCAUGUCAGCUUAUAGACAAGUACGUUGACACCAAGGCUGGUGAACUCUAUGAUAUAAUUACUGGAUCUCUUUUGUUCACAGGUGAACAAUCUGGAGGAGCUACCGUUGAACAACCUGGCUGGUUUUCGAAAUAUAUGGAUAUUUGGCAAUUUGAUGGACAGCAAUAUGACACGUUUGACCAACAGACCUUCCAAGACUAUUUCAUGAAAGACCUUUACUCAUCUGAAUCAUUUGAGACGUUGGAUGUGAAAAAGAUUGCAGAUCGAAUCUUUCUAAUGAACUUACAAAAGUUCAGGUUUUAUUUUAGUAAAAUGCCCCUGAAGAUCAAUGUGUGUGAAAUUGACUUAGAAGAAUUGGAUGAUGAUGAUUCGAAAGAUGAGCUUGAAGUAAUCAACAAGAGAAAUCUAAAUCUGUUUGUUAGCCAGAGAAAGAGCCAAGUGACCGUUAAAUUCACUCAAGAUCCUGAAACAAUCAUUUUUGAGGAUAUGGAUCCACCUGAAUCAAUCAGUCUAAAUUUAUAG